Dermochelys coriacea (leatherback sea turtle) is the source of this 2617-nucleotide messenger RNA. Its product is annotated as caspase-10-like. The coding region runs from base 363 to 1991 and encodes 542 amino acids. The record is from RefSeq and is a predicted model, not a curated record. The transcript is spliced from 12 exons. Gene Ontology annotation, biological process: proteolysis; negative regulation of extrinsic apoptotic signaling pathway via death domain receptors. Gene Ontology annotation, molecular function: protein binding. NCBI's taxonomy places the organism in Eukaryota, Metazoa, Chordata, Testudines, Dermochelyidae.
GGGAGGGACUGAUAUGUACCAACUUGCUGAAGGGCAAGGCUUUUCAGGGCAUGCUCUCCCUUCCUGUGAAAGUUUGUCUGUUCAAUUUUCUUGCUGCAGGUUGUGAACAGGCUAUAUUGAGAAUUUUCUGCAGUAGAGACAUUGUUGUGCUUAGAUCUGGGUCAAGCGUAUUAACUUCCUGUGGACUCUGGAAUACUGAAGAGAACUGUGGUGAAAGGCCUAAAGACGACCUGCUGCCAAAUUAAAGUGAGUGGUCUACUGAGGAACCCCAACAUGUCCAGGAAAGGGAGCUGGCAGUGAAGCAGAAAGCAUAUUAUUCUCCAUUAAAUGUUGUGAAGUGUAUCUCCUAAAGAGCCUCCAGCAUGGGUGAUGACAUGAGCAUAAAGUUUCGCCAGCAGCUUCUAGUCAUUGAUGAAAACCUGGGAACUGAAGAAGUGGAGGCCCUGAAAUUUCUCUGUAGUGACUUGCUCUCCUUCAAAAAGCUGGAAGCAGUAGAAUCAGCUCAGGACAUUUUCCAGCUCCUCAUGGCUAAGGAUUUUCUGAAUAAGGAAGAUGCUUUCAUAGUAGCUGAGCUUUUGUACAGGAUUAGGUGUCACUUCCUGCUCCAUAAACUUGGCUACACUAAGGAAACAGUGCAAGAAAAUCUACCCUGGAAAGGGAAGGUAUCUCGGUACAGGCAGAUGCUGUAUGAACUGUCAGAAGACAUCACCAGUGAGGAUUUAAGAAGAGCCAGGUUCCUCUUGAGGGACCAGCUCCCAAAGAAACUGACAAAUAUGUCCAGUCUAGAGCUGCUGACCUUUCUGGAAAAACAAGACCAUCUAGCAGAAAACAACUUGCAAAUACUGGAGAAAAUCUGUAUGGAAAUUUCACCUGAUCUCCUGAAAACAAUAAAUAAAUAUAAAAUGGAAAGAGUUUCUCUAGCUCAGCAGGAAAGCAAUCUGCCAGUCAAAGAAGCUGCAUCAUUUCCCCAGCACAUCCCUGAAGGACUGUUUCAUUCUGGAGGUGAUGUCAGGCUAUUGACUUCCUCACAGGAGACCCCUAUCAAAUCUCUGGAUUCUAAUAUUUAUGACUCUGGGAGCCUGCGGGAACAUGCUGGGAGUGUGUAUUUCAUAGCUGCCAGACAAGAUGACAAAGCAGUAAAUGUUAUUCAAGGCAUCUCUGAACUAAGCCAGGAGCAACCUGCAAGGAUCAGCAACCCAGAAAGCAAAGCAGAGAAGCUGAUGACCUAUAAAAUGGAUGGGCCACACAGAGGCUAUUGUCUCAUUAUUAAUAAUUUUAUCUUUACUGGGACUCUUCAGAAGAGGAGAGGAUCUGAUAAAGAUGCUGAGAUGCUGGUGCAAGUGUUUACAUGGCUUGGUCUGGAUGUGAAGACUUAUACUAAUAAGACAUCAGUAGAAAUAGAAAAUAUCAUGCAGGAAUGGCGGUCAAAAGAUCACAGAGACAGGAACUGCUUUGUAUGCUGUAUUCUAUCUCACGGAGAGUCAGGAUUGGUCUAUGGGACAGACGAACGAGAAGUACCAAUCCGCAAGAUCAUGUCCUACUUCACAGCUAGCCAAUGCCUACAGCUGGCUGAAAAACCCAAACUCUUUUUUAUCCAGGCAUGUCAAGGCAAAGAGAUACAACAGGCUGUCUACAUUGAAUCAGAUGCACAGAAUCCUGACUUGCUUCCCAUACAGCAACUAGUCUCCCCUUCCGAAAGCAUUCCAGAAGAAGCUGAUUUCCUCCUUGGUAUGGCCACAGUGGUUGGCUAUGCAUCUUUCCGCCACAUACACCAUGGUACUUGGUACAUUCAAGCCCUCUGCAAUAAGUUACAGCUCUUGGUACCAAGAGGUGAAGACAUCUUAUCAAUUCUUACUGAAGUGAAUGAAGAUGUGAGCAAACGUGCAGACAACUUGGGAAGAAAGAAACAGAUGCCCCAGCCAGCCUACACCUUGAGGAAGAAACUGAUAUUCCCAGUGCCUAGAAGUCCACCCCCAUCACAGCAGCAAUAGGAUUUUUUUUCUGUUCAUUUAUGAUCCCAUCUUGCAUUGGAUAAGCCAGCACUCUUCUUAUUAAAUCAGGUGGAUGGUCAAUGAUUACCAUUCAGGAUGAGGUCUUCCUGAUAUCGCUAACACGUGGAGCCAAAGGAGAGUGCAAUCGGUACAACCAAUGGGCCAACUGGUCACAAUGUCUUUGCAGAAAUGACUGGUGGUGGUGGGGUGUGCUGGCAAUAUGAAUAAAUAUAGACUUUUGCAAGCUGGGUUCUGGGUUUCUGCAGGUGAAAUAGGUGCUGCAUAGGUUACUGUGGACACAAUAGGUGCAGAUGACUUUCCAUAUCUAAACCAGAGGGGUGUUAAUGAUCUGUUUUAAGACCAUGGUUCUUUUCUCUGUACAUUAAUGAUUUGGAAUCCUGUCAAUGAGAUCUCUUAUCAUGUGGAACAGUCUCCAAAAUCAGAAUGGACAAGACACCAGCAAAUGUGGUGUAGGGAGCUAAUCCUACAGUGGCAAGUGGACAUUGGUCUAUUCCCUCUCAAAUUUAAAUGAUUUACACACUUUGUGGAGCCACUAGAUUCCUCAUGUAAAGCAUUUAUUAAUCUCAGAGUGCAUGCUGUUGCCUUAAAACUGGAUGUUAAUUUGG